AUAAAGAAAAAAAAGGUAAAAUAGAAAAGUUUUGAAUUUGAGUUGGUUUGUGUAAAUAUUCUAUUAUUAUACAACAACCACAAAUGUUUUCAGUUACACACAAAAAAAAAAAAAAACUGAUAAAACAUUUUUACAAUUUACAAUGCGUUUUUGGAAUGGACUCGACAAUUUUUUUUGAAUUGAUAACUCACAGAGAAGAAGGUACCUGCUAAACUCACAGAGCAUUGUUCUGCUACCAUGACCCUCUUAACCUACACUCCACCAUUAAUCGUGCGCCAACCCCCCUUCCUCCGUACCUCCGCCGUCGAAUUCCUUCGUACCCCGCCUUUUCCCGCCCUCCUCUCGCUGGAGCCUUCGUCCCCACUUCGCCUCCAGUUUCUCUACCGUGCUCCGAAUGUUCCCCGACACGCUUCCUUCCCCGUGUGUCGCGGCCUACCGAUUGUUGCCGGCGCUGAUUUGACGCAGGACGCCGUAGCUGUGGCUGCAGUACUCGCCGGUGCGUACGGACUCGUAUCUACCUUUGACAGUCUAACUGGGCGAAAUCUCAUUCAACAGAGUUUAAGCAGAAAACUAGUUCACAUAUUGUCCGGGUUGAUGUUCAUGGUUUCAUGGCCAAUUUUUAGCACUUCAACCAGUGCUCGAUACUUUGCUUCAUUGGUUCCUAUGGUGAAUUGCUUAAGGCUUCUUGUCCAUGGCUUUUCGUUGGUUGAAGAUGAUGGACUCAUAAAAUCUGUGACUCGACAUGGAAACCCCGAGGAGUUGCUUCGAGGUCCUUUGUACUAUGUUAUUGUGUUGAUCUUAUGUGCUCUUGUCUUUUGGCGAGAGUCUCCAGUAGCCGUGAUCGCAUUAUCAAUGAUGUGUGGUGGGGAUGGUGUUGCUGAUAUAAUGGGCAGAAGGUUUGGGUCUGCAAAGAUUCCUUACAACCCAGACAAGAGUUUGGUGGGUAGCAUAUCAAUGUUCGUCUUUGGAUUCCUGGUUUCUGUCGGGAUGCUGUACUAUUUCUCAGCUCUGGGGUAUUUCAAUUUGGAUUGGCCCUCAACACUUCAAAGAGUGGCUCUGGUGUCUAUGGUGGCAACAGUGGUUGAGUCUCUUCCAAUUUCGAAUGUAGUGGAUGACAAUCUAUCUGUUCCAUUAACGACCAUGGUAGCAGCGUAUUUAAGUUUCAAUAUUUAGCUGUGUUUACUGUUAAUACUGCUUGUAUUUAAGUUUCAUGUACAUAUAUAGAUUUUCACCUCUUCAUCAUGGAUGGGAUGGGCCUUGUCUAUAAACCACAAACAAACCAUAUGUAUCCCUUCAUGAAUUAGUCAAACAAAUUAAGAUGCUGGCCUUAAAACAUGAAAUUGAUCGGUUGAUUUCAAAGCUGUAA
This is a messenger RNA of Cannabis sativa, 1366 nucleotides long. RefSeq names its product probable phytol kinase 1, chloroplastic. Gene Ontology annotation, molecular function: phytol kinase activity. NCBI's taxonomy places the organism in Eukaryota, Viridiplantae, Streptophyta, Magnoliopsida, Rosales, Cannabaceae. Bases 238 to 1173 code for a protein of 311 amino acids. Gene Ontology annotation, biological process: vitamin E biosynthetic process. Gene Ontology annotation, cellular component: chloroplast. The transcript has 6 exons. The record is from RefSeq and is a predicted model, not a curated record.